AUGGAAAAAGAAAUGAGGAAGCUCAGGGUGGAGCUGAAAAGGAGCAGUACCGAGCAGAGCCUGAUCUCUAUGACGCUGCAGGAAAAGAGCAAGAUGAAGAUCAAUAGUUCUCGGGAAACUCAGCAGUAUUUGCUGCAAGAAGAGUUAUGGCAGCAUCUGGCAGAGAAGGAGAAGCUGACCGAGGAAAGGCUACAGCAAGAGAAGCUGAAAGCCAGAGUCAAGCGGCUAAUGGCAGAGAAAUCGGAGCAGUCCUUCAGUGAUCUAGGAGCCAAGUGCAAAGGGUCCCGACAUGAGGAAGUCAUUCAGCGUCAGAAAGAGGCUUUAUCUGAGCUUCGUGCACGAAUUAAAGAACUUGAGAAGGCCUGCUUGUCAAAUCACAAGGACCACAUGGAUGGAUCAUUUCUAGACUUAAAGACCUUCGGGAUGGAAAAAAAUGUUCGGAAAAUAUUGGAUGCAAAACCUGACUUGCCAACUUUUUCAAGAGUAGAGACCCGAACGCCUCAAAAUGGCCUUUCCAGCCCAGGGUCCAUCAUGGUCUCUGAGAAGUUAAGGAAAAUGGAUGUGGCUGACGCUUUAGAUCUUAGUGAAAAGCUGUACAUGGACAUGAGCAAAACCCUCGGGACUUUGAUGAACAUCCAAGGUAUGUCAGGUCACGUGUCCAUGAAAUACCUCUCCCCAAAAGAGAGGGAGAGUGUCUACCAGCUUCGACAAAUAGACCUGUACCUGGUGUUUGAUAAGAUCACCCUACUUAAGAACCAGCUGCAGAGAAAAGAAGAGCUUUUGAGACGAUACGAGAAGGACAUUGCACAGCUCAAGCAGAGCAAAGUGUCGGUUCAGAUGUACCAGUCACAGGUGGCAAAGCUGAAGGACGGCAUCUCCAAAGAGGCCGAAGGAAAGGCGCUGCUGAAGGAGGCCCUGGUGCACGUGGAAGAGCGGCUGCACCAGGAGAAGAGGGUCACCAGGGCGAUCAGGCAGCAGAAGAUGAGGUGUCUGAGGCUCAGAGACUUUCUUUGUCCAGAGCCACACAGCUCAGUAGGAGAGCUGGGAAUCAGUGCAGAUCUGACACCCAGUCAUGUGACAGGAAGGAAUGACCUCACGGUCCCCCAGUUCAAAGGACCAGCCCAGGAAGCAAGCACUGCCCACACUUCAGGACAGCCAGAAGCCCAGAUUGUUCAGGGCUGA
This is a messenger RNA of Mesoplodon densirostris (Blainville's beaked whale), 1182 nucleotides long. Its product is annotated as forkhead-associated domain-containing protein 1-like. Lineage: Eukaryota; Metazoa; Chordata; Mammalia; Artiodactyla; Ziphiidae. The record is from RefSeq and is a predicted model, not a curated record. The transcript has 10 exons. The coding region runs from base 1 to 1182 and encodes 393 amino acids.